GAUUGCCACCGUGAUGCGCAGUAUAUUUACUCAAAUGUCUUUUGUCGGCCUGCGUAAGCUUGAUCUCGGCUUCUUGUACCUACGAGAAGCUAUAUCUCUUUUGUACAUGUUGCAUAUACAUUCGGAUGAGAUUAUGGAGACUCUUGAUCUUCAAGAACGCUCCCGUCGCCAGCGCGCAUACUGGGAAUGCUUCAUUCACGAGCGCUUUACAGCGCUAACUUACUACCGUCCCACUUGUUUAGAGCCAUUAAGGACACUCCCGGACCAUGAUGCUAGCUUGCCAGCCGUAGUGGAGGCAGGCUUUAAUCAUGUCAUCGCAAAUUUCCGACUGGUUGACCGCCAAUUCCUUGACUUCUGGCUUGGUGAUCGGUCUGGCGUUACAGCAGAAUGGGUUGAGCAGAAGCAGCAGCAGCUUGAAGACAACGGUUGGCAUCGCGAGGUUUCCCUCCUCCCGCUGAUGUUACAAGCCGACCUGAUCAUCACACGUCACUGGCUGCGUACCUUGACCUGGCAAAUCGCUUUGUCCAAUAUCCUACUCUCCUCUUCGGCCAACUCUUUACCGUUAUUAUCUCUAUCUUUUCCAUUUCGUCUGUCCAAACAACUGCGUCAAUUUCUAAUCUCCAUCCCACGCGAUCUUGUCGGAAUCCAUGGGUCAGGUAUCCUACAAAAAUUAUUCGAGAUUGCAAACACAAUCACCGAUGUGGUUUUGCAUUUUUCACACGUACCGGAUAGUGGCACAGCUCAGCGAAUUCAUGACAUCCUCUUUCUUAAAUACUUUGUCUUUUCGUUUGUGGGGUUUGCAAAUUUGGGGCCAGCAGAUUUGACACAAAAGUUUGAAAUGAUUCGGGAGAAGUAUCCGGAGAUGAAAGAGAUGGAACUGCUUGUUUAGCUUUAUCAUAAAUGCAUACUAUUUGGCUUACUCUGAUAGUUGACUUUUUUUUGCAAACAUAUCAAAUGUUCUCAUUAUUCUUCGCUAUGA
Talaromyces proteolyticus is the source of this 979-nucleotide messenger RNA. RefSeq lists its product as uncharacterized. Gene Ontology annotation, molecular function: zinc ion binding; DNA binding. The coding region runs from base 14 to 889 and encodes 291 amino acids. The transcript has a single exon. Lineage: Eukaryota; Fungi; Ascomycota; Eurotiomycetes; Eurotiales; Trichocomaceae. The record is from RefSeq and is a predicted model, not a curated record. Gene Ontology annotation, biological process: DNA-templated transcription.